AUGGUGGCCGCCGGCGGCGCAGCGGAUUCCGGUGGCGCGGAGUGGAGGGUGACGGUGACGACGGAGGUGCCGGAGGCGGCGGCGGCGGCAGUGGAGCACGACAUGAACGUGAAAGGCGCGGGGCGGGCGGCGUGGGUCUUGGCGUGGUUGGCCGCGCCGUGUAGAUGGGCGGCCGGGCUCGGGAGGACGGCGUGGAAGGUCGGCGCCGACGACCCGAGGAGGGUGGUGCACGGGUUCAAGGUGGCGCUGGCGCUCACCCUGUGCUCGGCCUUCUACUACGUCCGCCCGCUGUACGUCUUCACCGGCCAGACCGCCAUGUGGGCCGUCCUCACCGUCGUCGUCGUCUUCGAGUACACCGUCGGUGGUUGCUUGUACAAGGGGCUGAACAGGGCGGUGGCGACGGUGACCGGCGGCGCGCUCGCGCUCGGCGCGCACUGGCUGGCCGACAAGUGCGGCGACGACUUGGAGCCCUUCGUCCUCACCGCCUCACUGUUCGUCCUGGCCGCGGCGGCGUCGUUCUCCCGGUUCAUCCCGACGCUGAAGGCGCGGUUCGAUUACGGCGUCACCAUCUUCAUACUCACCUACAGCCUCGUCGCCGUGUCGGGGUACCGUGUCGACACGCUGGUGACCAUGGCGCACCAGCGGCUCACCACCAUCGCCAUCGGGGCGUUCAUCUGCUUCGCGGUCUGCACGCUCAUCUUCCCGGUCUGGGCGGGGCAGGAGCUGCACGUCCUCGUCGCGCGCAACAUGGACAAGCUCGCCGCCGCGGUGGAGGCCUGCGUUGACGACUACUUCUCCUCCGGCGAGCACCCCACCAAGCUGUCGGAGAAGGUGCGCAGGUACAUGGCCGUGCUGAAUGCGAAGGCGUCGGAGGACUCGCUGGCGAACCUGGCGAGGUGGGAGCCCGGCCACGGCAAGUUCGGCUUCCGACACCCGUACGGCCAGUACCAGAAGGUCGGCGCCGCCAUGCGCUGCUGCGCCUAUUGCGUCGACGCCCUCGCCGCCUGCGUCGGCGCGGCGGGCCAGGCUCCGCCGCACGUCAAGAACCACCUCGCGGCCGUCUGCACCGCCCUGAGCCAGCACUGCUCCGCCGUGCUCCGCGAGGCAUCGGGGUCCAUCACGACCAUGACGCGCUCCGGCCGCCUCGCCCUCGUCGUCGGGGACAUGAACACCGCCGCCCAGGACCUGAGGGACGAACUGAGGUGCCUCGCCGAGAUAUUGGACGAAGAAGAAGCCGCGCCAUCAGAGACAGAGCACGAGCACAACACCACCACGCCGCCGCCGCCGCUCGUCGAGGCGCUGCCUCUCUUCACCGCCGUGUCCCUCCUGCUGGAGAUAUGCGCGAGAGCGGAGGGGGUCGCCGCCGCCGUCGAUGUCCUGGCCACGACCGCGAGGUUCAAGAAAGCCGACGACGACGGCGAGCCAGCCACAGCAGCCGACACCGAAGGAGCCAUGCUCAUGCCCAUCGCCGCAGACGAAGCGCGCACCAUGGCCACAGCCACCGAGCAGGAUAAGAAGGAGACGGCGGCGGCGGCGACGAGCGGGCAGCAAGAGGCGCGGGACCAGGUGCGGCAGCUGGUGAAGCUGCUGAUGCGGAGGCGAAGCACCAAGAAGUGGGGGCGAGGCGAGCCCAAGGUGAGCCCGCGCCCGAGGCCGCCGCUGGACGUCCCGCCGGUCCACGCUCCCAGCCCAAGGAGCCUGUCCACGGAGCUCGCCGCCCACCCGCCGGUCCACGCGCCCAGCCCGAGGCACCGGUCCAUGGACUUCCCGAGCCAUGGGCCCGUGCUGCCGAGCCCGAGGAACCGGUCCAUGGACUUCACGGCCCACGCGCCGAGCCCGAGAAACCGGUCUAUACUCGGAAUGGCUUGA
Messenger RNA from Oryza brachyantha (malo sina), 1869 nucleotides. RefSeq names its product aluminum-activated malate transporter 10-like. The coding region runs from base 1 to 1869 and encodes 622 amino acids. Lineage: Eukaryota; Viridiplantae; Streptophyta; Magnoliopsida; Poales; Poaceae. The transcript has 2 exons. Gene Ontology annotation, cellular component: plant-type vacuole membrane. Gene Ontology annotation, biological process: malate transport. The record is from RefSeq and is a predicted model, not a curated record.